CUGACUCUGCAGCCCAAAGCAAUGACUUCUCCGGAGCGGCGAAAGUCUACGGGUGGGACAGCACCAUACAAAGUCUUCAUUGGAAAACACAGCUAUGGCAAAUUCAAGGACCAUGCAGGUCGUCAUUACGAUGUUGUCGCGAGUCGAGCUGGCCCCAACGCGGCUAUCGUGAAACUCAGCAUUCAGUUAUACUGCUUGGGUGAGCCAAAGUUCGAUCCCCACGGUAUGGGUUCCUCUCUGUUGCAUUCCGAUGCUGUCGAGGGCUGGGGUAAUGCUCGUAAUCAUUGGCCGCGUAUUGAUGUAUACACGGGAUUUGACACCGUGGAAGAAUGCAUAGAGCAUCACCGUCGCGAGAAAGCGUUCCGCAAAGAGGCCAUCAAGAAGAUGAAGGAUGACGCGGUGACAGGAUUAUCGGAAGCCGAGGCAAAAGAAACGUUGGCUACAAAGAUACAAGGAAAAGAACCUCUUCCGCAUAUCGUGCCGUCUUGGUGUGAAUCGGCCAGAUUCGUUGAGAAUAGGUGGUGGAUUGGAGAUCGUUACAGGAGCUGGAUCUUGGUCAUACCAGCUGAAAGAUCCUCUUGGGAAGACGUUAUAGACAAUGGGCUGCUGCAAGUCAAAUUUGACUUGGACGUAUCUCCCGCAUUGCUUGUCUCCGAGUCGCAGCUGUUUAUAAAUACUCCAGAGGGAGAAGACGGUUGGGUUCUCGUGGAGAAGACUGGCCUCGAAAACCUCAAACCUGUUGAUAUUCUACGCCUUUGCGCCAGAGAAGAAGGCGGAGCAUCGGAGAGCACCCCAGGAAGCGAUAAGACACUCUUUAAUGCUUGGUAUGAUGCGACAAUGCAGCUUCGGGGUUGCACUUAUAUGCCGACAGGAUGCAAGGGCUGUCGUACCAAUGAGCCGCAUGAUUACUGUGAGCAGGACAUGGACGAGCACUUUAAUGAUGAGGAUGGGCAAUGUUUGGCUUGUGUAAGGGAGUAAAAGGAAGAAGAGCGGCGGAGAAAGCAGCAGGAUAAGCAGACUACCGUAGAUGAUGUUGGCUUAUGAAGCUUGCUUACGAGCCAUGUCGGCUUUCGCCAAGACACCGAGACGCACCUUGUUUUAGUAAAGCAAUAUAUUUUCACGACCAUACACUUGAGGGUGGAAAUACAACUUCAGGCUAAGUUUGAUCUCACGGAUACUUCUCAAAAUCCUGCAUCUCAUCAGUAUCACACAGAUGACGUCAGCAAUGCUGACGGUGAGGAAUAAAUACAACACACUGACUUCGAG
Molecule: messenger RNA, 1266 nt
Organism: Fusarium verticillioides 7600
Lineage: Eukaryota; Fungi; Ascomycota; Sordariomycetes; Hypocreales; Nectriaceae
Exons: 1
Coding region: 22-978 (318 amino acids)
Source: RefSeq, a predicted model, not a curated record